Molecule: messenger RNA, 889 nt
Organism: Teleopsis dalmanni
Lineage: Eukaryota; Metazoa; Arthropoda; Insecta; Diptera; Diopsidae
Product: ero1-like protein
Exons: 3
Biological process (GO): protein folding in endoplasmic reticulum
Cellular component (GO): endoplasmic reticulum membrane; endoplasmic reticulum
Molecular function (GO): FAD binding; protein-disulfide reductase activity; thiol oxidase activity
Source: RefSeq, a predicted model, not a curated record
UUAAAUUUAAAUUGUGUUGAAAUUAAUAAAAAAUUAUUGAAUACGCUUGCCAAAGAAAAAAAUGUAUAUUUUACAACAGUUACCAAUAUAUGUGCUAUUAACUUUAUGUCUAAUCUAUUGGACAGAAAGGACAAAUGGUUAUUUUGCGGCAUAUAGCGAACAGAACACGGAUCAAAAUUGUUUUUGUGAGCUGGAGGGUUCUAUCAACGAUUGUAGUUGCGAUGUAGAUACAGUAGAUCAUUUUAAUAAUAUGAAAGUGUAUCCACGAUUAAAAAGUCUUUUGGUUAAAAACUACUUUCGCUUCUUCAAAGUGAACCUCAAGCGGGAAUGUCCUUUUUGGCCAGAUGACAGCAAGUGUGCAAUACGAUUUUGUCAAGUCGAGAAUUGUGCAGAGCAAGAAAUACCAAAAGGAUUAAAGGAACAUAGUGAACAUGUUGACAAGUCAGCUUUGUUUAAGUAUACCAAAGAAGCACAGAACGUUGAUUGUUCUCAUGCGGAAGAUUUUAAUAGUGCCCUUGGCUUUCUGGAUACAAGUAUUAGUGAUCAAUCGCAUAGAGAAUUUGCACGUUGGGCUGAACAUGAUGAAGCUGAAGAAGAAUUUUGCAUAUUGGAUGACGACGAAUCUGGUUCACAAUAUGUAGAUUUAUUAUUAAAUCCUGAAAGAUAUACGGGUUAUAAAGGAGAUUCAGCACAUCGUAUUUGGAAAAGUAUCUACCAUGAAAAUUGCUUUGGUAUGAAUGAUACAAAAUCCGUACCGAAUUAUAUACCACAUAUAGAUUUGCGUAAUGUUUGUUUGGAGCAGCGAGCAUUUUAUCGAAUUAUUUCUGGACUACAUUCAAGCAUUAAUAUUCAUCUUUCGGCAAAAUAUUUGUUAUCAGAAUCUAAAGAC